Messenger RNA from Aspergillus ruber CBS 135680, 950 nucleotides. RefSeq lists its product as uncharacterized. The transcript is spliced from 4 exons. The record is from RefSeq and is a predicted model, not a curated record. The coding region runs from base 28 to 534 and encodes 168 amino acids. NCBI's taxonomy places the organism in Eukaryota, Fungi, Ascomycota, Eurotiomycetes, Eurotiales, Aspergillaceae.
UUCAAUAACAACGACAAAUUCAGAGCCAUGGGGAAAAAGAAAAAUGCGACCAAACCGCUGACACAAGAGGAAAUAUGGGAUGACUCCGCGCUCGUACGGACCUGGGAGGAAGCCGUUGAGGAGUACAAGCUCUAUCAUAGCAUCCACGCUAAGGGUGAGAAUGUUGAGGAUGUAUUAAGGCAGGCAGAAGCCGAGGAAUCCGAGGGGAGGAUCAGUCAGGCUGAAGAGGAGCAGCAGGAACAGCAAAUGGAGACUGAUGAUGUUGAGGCUCCGGAGGUUGUUCUUGAUCAGGCUGGACAGGAUGUAUUAGAGGAUACUACAGAAUCGUAUCAACCUCCUGAAGCAAACCCUAUUGCUGAGGCUGGAACUGGGACGGGUCCUGCUGACGCAACCCCGAUGCCCCAUCCAGUGUUAUCAUCAGUUCAAGAUGAAGGACUAAAGAACCUGAUGAUGUCUUGGUAUUAUGCCGGGUACUACACCGGACUCUACGAAGGACAGCAAAAAGCGAACGCGAGCCAGAACGCAAACUCGUGAUUUGUCACCACCUCAAUAUGGAAUGAAUGACCUAAUCCCUAGAGGCUCGCUCAAAGGUGCGUAGAAUGUGACGAGAAACUCCACACCGGGCUACGCAUUUCAUGACUUCAACUACAUCGAUACACCGUCAGAGUCUUAAGGGCUGCCAGACGGAUAUGCACCCGCCCAUUGAGGACCAGGCGGGCUGGCACGUCGCAUUGAAAUCAUAUUGUAUCUGACUAUAUGGGCUGGCGAGAAUCCAUUUUACAAAGGUAUAGGCCUUGAUUUGAUCGUUGAGGUUCAACUAUACUGUAUGCAGCUACUACAGGAAAUCCCACUAAUAUUAAUUAGUUAUAUUGCAAUGCAUCCCUGGAUUCAACUAUCCAUCCAUACGUACAUAAACCUUCACCACAACACACACUUAUCCCCCGAGGAUU